AUGCACUACGACGCUUCAAUAGGGCCUCCUUGUUCGGACUGCAAUACUUUACCAAUCCUUUUCACGUGGACUUUUCUUAUCUUCUUUUCAAUAGUCAACUCACAUGUCCGAGCAGCUGUGAAGCUGCCGGAUAAUGAAACAAUUCCGGCAGUUGUUUUUUUUGGGGAUUCCAUUGUAGACACGGGCAACAACAACUAUAUUAAAACAGUAGUAAAGGUCAAUUAUCCUCCAUAUGGAAAGGAUUUCAUGGGAGGAAAACCUACGGGGAGGUUUUCUGAUGGAAAAGUUCCCUCAGACUUGUUUGUAGAAGAAUUGGGAAUAAAAGGCCUUUUGCCACCAUAUCUUGACCCAACUCUGGAAAUUGAAGAUCUCAUAACAGGGGUGAACUUUGCUUCAGGCGGUGCUGGAUAUGAUCCUCUAACAUCUGAGAUUGUGUCAGUUUUAUCGCUAUCGGAUCAGUUAGAAUUGUUCAAAGAGUACAUAAUGAAGCUGAAGGUUGGGGUUGGAGAAGAGAGAACAGACAGCAUUUUGAGUAAAAGCCUGCAUAUAGUUGUAGUAGGCAGCAAUGAUAUUACAAACACUUAUUUUAGUUCCCCUCUGCGAAGAUCUCACUAUGAUGUUGCUUCAUACACUGAUCUUAUGGUCAACUCAGCAUCGACCUUCGUGCAGCAUUUAUACGGAUUGGGAGCACGAAAAAUUGGUGUUUUUGGAGUUCCACCAAUAGGAUGUGUGCCAGCACAGAGGACUUUGGCAGGAGGAGUACAAAGAAAUUGUGUAGAAAAUUAUAAUCAAGCUGCACAGUUGUUCAACUACAAGCUGUCAGCUGAGUUGAAGUCUCUUAACAGCAAUCUACCGCAAGCAAGGGUGGUCUAUCUGGAUAUAUACAAUCUUCCACUUGAUCUCAUUUACGAACCCAAAAAAUAUGGAUUUGAAAUUGCGAACAAGGGAUGCUGUGGCACGGGUUCUGUGGAAGUAGCAUACCUAUGCACAUAUACAUGUACAAAUGCCUCCAAGUACAUAUUUUGGGACAGUUUUCAUCUUACAGAAAAAGCAUACAGACUGCUUGUCCAUCAAAUCCUCGAGAACCAUAUCUACAGCUUCAUCUGAUCUAACUCAUCUUGCUGAUUCCAUUUCCCUAGCUUCAAACUUUCCCUUUUACACAAAUUCUAACGGUCCAUAUUGAUCCGUUCAAUAAACUGAUUAAGCUGUAGUUGAAUUGUCUCUGAAUUUGAAAAUUUUACUCCGCACAUUAAUCUCUUGAGACGAAGAAGCAGAGGAUUCAGAUGAAAAUAUCAAUUUAAUUAGCUGUGUAAAGGUUAGGU
Ilex paraguariensis (yerba mate) is the source of this 1322-nucleotide messenger RNA. The record is from the annotation of a GenBank genome assembly. Lineage: Eukaryota; Viridiplantae; Streptophyta; Magnoliopsida; Aquifoliales; Aquifoliaceae.